AUGGCCAAGCCCAGCACUCACAAGUCUGCCACCAAGCCAGUGCCACCAAAAGAUGAGCACACCAUGCUCAAGACAGCCACUGCUAUCAUUGCCUGCAUGUGUGAAGAUGCGGAGGAUCCCAGAUUCUUGCCAUUGGUGAAGUAUCCAGAUGUUGCGCCAUUUGGCAAUGUGGUUGCAUUGCUCCUCAAUAGUCCCCAGUUCACCCUUGUCCGCAAUUUGCCUGAGAAGUGGGUCCAACUUUUUGCCCUUGACCAGCAAGAAGAGCUGGCUGCCUUGUCUGUGCCGCCCAAGGAGGAGGAGGAAGAGGAGGAGGAGGAGGAGGAGAAGAAGUUUAAGGUGAUGUUGUCUGGUUUUUCAACAUCCCUGGGGAGCCUGGCCAGUCCCUUGAUGAAGGCUGAGAAGGGCAAGGCUAAGGCCAAGGAGACAAUGCCAGCAAAGUUGGUCAUGCUGCGCCUUGAUGAUGGUGUGGAUAAGAUGCCACCUGCAAUCAGGGUGCAUGGGAGGCUGAUGAAGGAGGAUUCCUGCAAUGUGGGGUGGAUGCCAGAAGAGACACUGGUAAAGGUGUUGCUGGCUAUGACAGAUGCUGCAGUGUUGGAGUCAUUUGCAGCUGAAAACUGUUGUAUGUUGUGCCGCAAGCAUGCCAUUGGCAAGGAUGGUAAGGCACGCCAUGAGUGCGAUAUUGCGGAGGUGGCCAAUAGGGCGGUUUGCUCAACAUGCAAGGCAGCAAAAAAGCCUUGCAGCACUCAUACAGUGCAUCUCACCAAGGGCAUGGCUCUGCCUCCAGCAUCUGUGGAGGAUCUCUUCAUCCCGGAGACUCCUGAGCCUGAGCCUGCUGAAGAAACUGCCAAAGAGCCUGCCAAGAAGAAGAAGCAGAAGCCAGUGCACAGCUAUGCCCUGGUAAAGCCCAAAAAACAUGAACAGGAGGACAACAAGGACUCGGUGGGGCCAUCAACAAAGCAGUCUUGCCUUCCGGAGGCUGAGGUCAAGCCACCAGUCACACCACUCUGUAUGGCAGAGCACAAGAUGCUCAAGCUGCAGAAGAGCCUGCACACAGCACAGAAGGCGAUGGAUAUGGUAAUGGGCUGGGUGGACCAAGUCCAGACUCUCCUGGGGAGGGCUCUGGCUGAGUAA
This is a messenger RNA of Dacryopinax primogenitus, 1131 nucleotides long. RefSeq lists its product as uncharacterized. Bases 1 to 1131 code for a protein of 376 amino acids. The record is from RefSeq and is a predicted model, not a curated record. Lineage: Eukaryota; Fungi; Basidiomycota; Dacrymycetes; Dacrymycetales; Dacrymycetaceae. The transcript has 6 exons.